UCAGUCUGGCGCUCUCUCUCUCAGCUCUCCUCUCCGCGCUGCCUUCCUCAAUCCUCCUCCUCAAACUCCAGGCGUCCGGACCAAAAACUGCCACAUUCCCGAGGACAACUCUCAACUUUCUGCUCAUGAACUUUACAUUCCUUCAGAUCAGGAGAAACUUUUGGACCUCACCUGGACACCCUCACUUCCUGGUUAUAUAACCUUUGUUGCACUUGAACGAAUCCUUCACAUUCCAAAGACUUUGGCCCCGGACGGAGAUCGCUAUAUCUUUUUUUGUUGGGUCUUUUUCGAUCUUCAAAGCCGACGAUCACAGGCGUUACCGCAACAUUCCGCAUAGACCGAAUAAUCAGGGAGCAGCAGUGUACGUGUUCUACUUUUUGCACAACUUUUAAGUAGUCUUAACUGUUUGUGUGGCUAUUUUUCUACGUGUAUUCUUAAGUUAAGUGCGUAAAAGAGUGAAGAAUGGCAGGUGUGACCUCCCUGGAUGCGGUGAAGAGGAAGAUCCAGUGUUUGCAGCAGCAGGCCGACGAGGCGGAGGACCGGGCGCAGGUCCUCCAGAGAGAGCUGGACAGUGAACGGGAGGUCCGAGAGAAAGCAGAGGGAGAUGUAGCAGGCCUGAACCGUAGGAUCCAGCUGGUGGAGGAGGAGUUAGACCGAGCCCAGGAGAGACUGGCCACAGCGCUGCAGAAGCUGGAGGAGGCCGAGAAGGCUGCAGAUGAGAGCGAGAGAGGGAUGAAGGUGAUCGAGAACCGAGCGAGUAAGGACGAGGAGAAGAUGGAGAUUCAGGAGAUGCAGCUGAAGGAGGCCAAACACAUUGCAGAGGAGGCUGACCGCAAAUAUGAGGAGGUGGCUCGUAAGCUGGUGAUCCUGGAGGGAGAGCUGGAGAGAGCCGAGGAGAGGGCCGAGCUCUCAGAAUGUAAAGCCAGUGACCUGGAGGAGGAGCUGAAAAAUGUGACCAACAACCUGAAAUCCUUAGAAGCCCAGUCUGAGAAGUACUCAGAAAAGGAAGACAAGUAUGAGGAAGAGAUCAAAGUGCUCACUGACAAACUGAAGGAGGCUGAAACCCGUGCAGAGUUUGCAGAGAGGACAGUGGCCAAACUGGAAAAGUCCAUCGAUGACCUGGAAGAGAACUUAUCAAGAGCCAAAGAGGAGAAUCUGGGCAUGCACCAAGUCCUGGACCAGACCCUGCAGGAACUGAACAGCUUAUAAACACACAGAGAGGAAACUGCAGAGGACGAGAUCGUCACGUCACAUUCCAUUAGAUGUUCGACUCCAUUCCACAGUUCGAGCUGUAAAAUCUCCCCCCCCCCCUCCCCCCCAUGUACCAGGGGGAUUAACUUAAUGCUUGUCCCUUAAAGUUUUUUUUUUUCUAAGGCACAACUUUUUUUCUUUAAUUUUUGGGGGGAUGGGAAGUCGUUUUGAAACCAUCACUUAUUUUUUUUUAUCUCCAGCUGCGAUUACAGAAAUGUUUUUUUGACCACUCGUUUAGAAAAGAACUGGCAAAUUAAAACACCCAAAGAAACCUCAGAUUCGGUCAACCACUUAAACUGGCUAAUUUUUCCCAUUUUAUAUGCACAUACAUUAAAGCCUCUGUCUGAUUAUUAUUAUUACACAGGUUACAGAUGGUGCUAGGGGUUCUCUCAGUCUGCACAAGUGUGGCUCUGAAGUGCCACCCAGUGGUGGCUUAAAGUCAUGAAGUUUCUGAUCAUGUUCUAACUCCUGAGGAGGCUACAAUCAACUUGUCUGUCUCCGCAGUGUCCUCGUCACUCUGUUUGUGUGCGAGAUGGACAGCUGGGCUCAUGGAAAGGUUUCAUUCAGAAAUAAAACAAGUCAAGACACAUGGUCCUCAGUAAAAAAUUGUGGAUUUUUGCCUGAAUAUGCUGAAGCUUACAUGUAGAAGAUGCAGAGUAUUUACAGUGCAUCGCUUUACUUCAUCUCUAUUCAUGGGAUGUGGGAAUCAAUGCCAUGAAAUGAACGACCUUUCCUCAAGCACAACCUGCUCAUCGACGCCUCCUGCACCAUCGCCGACAACAUGCCAUCAUGUAGCCAAUAUUAACUAGACUUACAAUAUGUUGUAUUACAUGAGCGAGCUAAACCCCAAACCACUGGAAGCUUGGUUAAGUUUUGCCAACCAUGGAUACUUAUUGUAUAUAGUAGAAUAAUGGUAGGUAAGUCGUAUUGUUUGAUAUUUUUUUUUCCGUUGGGCUGGGGGGUGGGAUUGGGUUGUUUCAUUUACACCACUUUUUUUUUUGUUUGCCAGGGGAAAUCUCAAGACCAAAGAACACACAUAAGACUAGACAGUUAAUUCUUCAAAAUGUUUUAUUAUUAUUUUUUGUUUGUGAUGGUCGUCAUGGUUUCAUCUUGUGCCAGGGCCAUGAGCAGCGCCUCACAUCUUAUAAUGGCUCUUUUGAAAUAUUACAUUCACCACCCCCUCUUAUGUCAGUCUAAUAAAUGUUUUACAGAAA
Messenger RNA from Limanda limanda (common dab), 2465 nucleotides. It is a transcript of the gene tpm4a, whose product is annotated as tropomyosin 4a. The record is from RefSeq and is a predicted model, not a curated record. Gene Ontology annotation, cellular component: actin filament. The transcript has 8 exons. NCBI's taxonomy places the organism in Eukaryota, Metazoa, Chordata, Actinopteri, Pleuronectiformes, Pleuronectidae. Gene Ontology annotation, molecular function: actin filament binding. Gene Ontology annotation, biological process: actin filament organization; muscle contraction. Bases 463 to 1209 code for a protein of 248 amino acids.